Messenger RNA from Sceloporus undulatus (fence lizard), 2268 nucleotides. Its product is annotated as UDP-glucuronosyltransferase 1-6-like. The coding region runs from base 657 to 1556 and encodes 299 amino acids. Gene Ontology annotation, molecular function: UDP-glycosyltransferase activity. The transcript has a single exon. The record is from RefSeq and is a predicted model, not a curated record. NCBI's taxonomy places the organism in Eukaryota, Metazoa, Chordata, Lepidosauria, Squamata, Phrynosomatidae.
UGUACAAGUUCACUCAGUAGGUUUCAUGGCUCUGCAAGGAGUUGAACCCUGGUCUCCAUAGUCCAACACUCAAACCACUCUCCAUUUAAAAUAUAUAUUCUGGAGAACUCUUUCGGCUGUACAGGAUAUAUGAGCCUUUUUGAAAAACUCAGGGAGGACCAAAAGGAUCCCUUGUAAAUUCAAGAAAAGAGACAGAGAACUGAGCAGGAUGGGAUGCUUUAAGGUGUUAAAGGCAAUAAACAAAUAAUUAAGAGUAAUGAUAAGAAAAAAGGCUCUUAUGUCUGUUCUUAAAAAAGAAAACAAGCUUACUAUAACAGAAUUUUUUAAAAAAUGAAAUAUAAUAUAUUUUUAUUCAUCUUGCUUGACGGUUGUGUUUGCUGCUUUCAAAAGGUGCCUAUGAACUUGUGCGACCUCCACAUGGUAUAGAAUCAACUGAUAGAUUCAGGGUGCUGAAUCAUCUUAUCUAACUGUGGCUGCCCAAGGGAGAGUUGUUAAUAUACAACAUGAACUUGAUUGCUACAUGUAAACUUGGUGAUAAUACCUUUCAGGUUCAAAGAAGGGCACAUGUUAAACAUUGAUUUUUGCGUAAAAUUUGUGGUUUUAUAGGCCACACCGAUGUUAUUCUUAUACACCUUCAAACAUUAGAUAGAAAGCCUAUGAUGAGUUUGGGAAUCGCCAGUACUAUGAUGGCAUGUCUGAAAUCAAGAAGUCACAUAGCUGUUUGGAUUACGUUUUUGCUUUCUCUGUGGCAUUCUGCUGAAAGUGGGAAGCUGCUGGUUGUGCCACAGGAUGGAAGUCACUGGCUCAGCAUGGAAAUGGUAAUAGAGAAGCUUGCACAAAGAGGGCACGAAAUUGUAGUGCUAAUACCAGAAAACAACUUGCUUAUGAGAACAUCUGAGCACUUCAUUGUAAAAACGCAUUCAGUGCCUUAUUCCCAGGAGGAGUUGGACCAAUUUUACCGUUCAAUAGGUGAGGCUGUCUUCGAUGACUCUCCAUUCCUGGAGAAGAUUUUUGAAAUGCACACGAAUAUAUCUAGAAAUUCAGGCAUAUUUGCUUCUAUUUGUAGGAAUCUUCUAUAUGACAAAGAACUAGUCACAUUCCUUCAACAAAGCAAAUUUGAUGCCAUGUUUUCAGACCCUGUGCUGCCUUGUGGGCCAAUCCUUGCAGAAUAUCUGUCCUUGCCUACAGUGUACUUUUUGCGUGGACUUCCAUGUUCUCUAGAUUACCAAGCAGCUCAAUGUCCAGUCCCCCUUUCUUACAUCCCUCAGAUGUUUACUUCUUUCUCUGAUCACAUGAGCUUUACCGAACGUGUGAAGAAUUUCUUAGUCACACCAUUAGACCUUUAUAUUUGCAGUUUAUUUUUUGAAAACCAUGAACACCUUGCUUCUGAGUUUCUGCAGAGGAAGACUACAGUCUUGGAACUUUUCAGUAAAACAUCCAUCUGGCUACUGAGAUAUGACUUUGUAUUUGAAUAUCCCAGGCCAGUGAUGCCUAACAUGUUCUACAUUGGAGGCAUUAACUGUGCACAGAAGAAGCCAUUAUCCAAGGUAACGUGAUGUCAUAAGAUUACAUAUUUCUUAUUUUACAAGAUUAUUUUUCACUUGUGUUAUUAUGUAUCAAAGGUGGGCAACCUUUUUUGGAUUGCAAGACACAUUGGCUCCUGCAAAAAUCCUCUAGGGGUUGGAUGAAUGGACAGGACUGGUGGUUUCUAGGGUGUUCACUACAAAAAAGAUGCUCAACGUAAUUGAUACCUAUACAUUUUUGCAGAAAAUAUUUGAUGCCUCCCAUGUCAUAAUAAAACAAAUACUUUUUUGAAGGGGGGCAGUAAACAAGUGCUAUUUUUAGUCAUAAUUUAUGCAAAAUGUCUCUGAGCAAAACUAAUUUUUCCUUUGGGAAGCAAAGUAUGCACACACACAGCCACAGAGGUGGAUUGUUUGAAUGCAAAAAAGAUGCAAAGUCAACGCUGUUAACUUUUAAAAGUCCAUGAAUGAAGACAUCAACUGUCAUUCUUUAGCUAUGUAAUCUGAGCUAUUUGCACAAUUUAUACUCUUUGUGCAACUUAUUAAAACAAUCCUUCUCAUUAGUGCAAAAAGCUUUUGUCAAGACCACCAUCACUACCAAAACUUCUUAUUGUAGCUCCUCAGAUGCAAUGAUGGUUCUGUCCUAAAUACCUUAAAGGCACCAGAUCUCAUCUGUUCUUGGACACUAAACAGGGUCAGCCUUGGUUGGUACUUGGAUACAAGACCACCAAUGAAUACCAGGUGCUGC